AUCUUCAACGAGAUCAACGCGCGCCGCCUCAACGACGAGCUCAACGUGUUUGAGGGCCUCCACCGCUCCCCCAUCUUCAUCGGCGUCCUCGCCAUCACUGUCGGCCUCCAGAUCAUCAUCAUGAUGACCCCCAUGGGCCGCUUCUUCAAGGUCAUCCCAAUCAACGGCACAGAGUGGGGCGUCAGUGUGGCGAUCGGCGCGUUCGCCGUCGUCGUAAGCGUGCUGACACGGGCGAUCAGCCAGCUGCUGGUCCGGCUCGGCUUCGAGCCGCAGUGGCGGUGGGGCAGGGCCCGCAAGGGGGCCACAGCGGCGAACGGCGGCGCCAACGGGGCGGGGCAGGCCGAGCUGGCCAAGCUUGAGGGGGGCGCGGCAAAGGGGGCGGCGUCCGCGUGA
Monoraphidium neglectum is the source of this 393-nucleotide messenger RNA. RefSeq lists its product as hypothetical. Gene Ontology annotation, cellular component: intracellular membrane-bounded organelle. Gene Ontology annotation, molecular function: P-type calcium transporter activity. The annotation marks the transcript as partial. The record is from RefSeq and is a predicted model, not a curated record. NCBI's taxonomy places the organism in Eukaryota, Viridiplantae, Chlorophyta, Chlorophyceae, Sphaeropleales, Selenastraceae. The transcript has a single exon.